UUCGUUGUUACGCUUUGGCUCGUUACUUCCUCGUCGCCCGCCGCUCGUCGCCGUGCAGUCGCAGCCGCCGCCGCCGCCGCCGCCAUGGGUCGUAUGCACAGUCGAGGAAAAGGUAUCUCUUCGUCGGCGCUUCCGUACAAGAGAACUCCGCCGAGUUGGCUCAAGAUCUCUCCCCCAGAUGUUGAAGAUAACAUCUGCAAGUUUGCCAAAAAGGGAUUGACGCCGUCGCAGAUCGGUGUCAUUCUUCGUGAUUCUCACGGAAUCGCCCAGGUCAAGAGUGUUACUGGGAACAAAAUCCUCAGGGUUCUCAAAGCCCACGGUCUUGCACCGGCUAUUCCAGAAGAUCUGUACCACCUGAUUAAGAAGGCUAUGGCAAUCAGGAAGCACUUGGAAAAGAACAGGAAGGACAAGGACUCUAAAUUCAGGCUGAUCUUGGUGGAGAGCAGAAUUCACCGCUUGGCACGAUACUACAAGAGGACCAAGAAGCUUCCACCAACAUUUAAAUACGAUGCAACUACCGCCAGCACUCUAGUGGCGUAGAUAAUGUGAUUGGAAAUCAUGGUCCGAUACUUAUUCUUGAUUCAACGCACAGACUUAUUUAUUAAACGAGAAGAAUUAUUGUGAUGGCUAGUUGUUUUAUCCAUCGAAUUUUGCAAACUUUUUCAGAUAAUCCUACCUUUCACUCUUUAGUAUUUUAUUAAGUCAGACGUGAUGGCUGUGCCUUAGCUAAAUUAUUUCUUGAUUCCGUGCGAUCAGUCAGUUUUGAUGUC
Messenger RNA from Zingiber officinale, 770 nucleotides. RefSeq names its product 40S ribosomal protein S13-like. Gene Ontology annotation, biological process: translation. NCBI's taxonomy places the organism in Eukaryota, Viridiplantae, Streptophyta, Magnoliopsida, Zingiberales, Zingiberaceae. The transcript has 5 exons. Gene Ontology annotation, cellular component: ribosome; cytosolic small ribosomal subunit; nucleolus. The record is from RefSeq and is a predicted model, not a curated record. Gene Ontology annotation, molecular function: small ribosomal subunit rRNA binding; structural constituent of ribosome. Bases 85 to 540 code for a protein of 151 amino acids.